CUGUGGCAUCAUGACAAAGUUACGAGGCCAAGAACUAGACAGGUCGUAGGAUAUUCUCGGAGAAGGAACCAAACCGCAGUUUUGACUAAGCAGGUUUCUUGGGAUUCUACACAUUUACCGAAGCCACACCUCAACCUGACUAGUCAGUAGUCACACUCUCGCUCUAGUUCUGUCCUUUUUUUGCAAGUUCCUAGGCCUCGGAAUCUUUCAUCUCUUACAAGGUGACCAUCGAAUGUCUGUCCCAAGGGAGAUGGUCCAGGAACGCAACUCCAUCCUCACGCAAAGGAAUAAAUCGGGGACCAAUUUCAAGCUUGAAAUUACGCCAAUCUCAGUUGAUGGAACGCGCGAUGUUGAUUCUCAAAAGACCCCGAACCAGUUAACGAGCAAUGAUAAGGAGAUUGGUCCUACAAAAGCCACAUAUGGACAGUUGGCCAGCAUCACAAGUGCUGCCACUUAUACAGCACUGCCCGGAUGGACAAAUAUAAUUCUGAUGUUUUCUUUGAUCUUUGGUGGUUGCUGUGCUAAUGUGUUUGCGCUCGAAGCAAUUAUCAAAGAUCAGCCAAGCUCCGGUCCCUUGAUAACAUUCGCUCAAUUCCUUCUAACCUCACUCAUUACGAUCCCCGGCUUUCUCUCUUUGUCAGCUGGACCUCGAUCACUAUAUCUCAGCCCCCGUGCCAUUCCACUAAGAUCAUGGCUGGUCUACACGUUGUUUUUUGUUACAGUCAACCUUCUCAACAAUUGGGCUUUCGCAUACAAGAUUUCUGUUCCGUUACACAUUAUUCUCAGAUCUGGAGGCCCCGUAGCUUCUAUGGGUAUUGGCUUUCUAUUCAAUGCCAAGAGAUACUCGCGAGGUCAGGUACUUGCAGUACUGAUGCUAACCCUGGGUGUUGCCACUGCAGCAUUGGCGGACGCUAAGGCUAAAGGCCAAUCUAUGAAUGUCGAGAACGCUUCUGCGGCUACCACUUUAGUUGGAUUCACGAUUCUCGCCUUGGCGAUGAUACUCUCAGCUUUCCAAGGCAUCUAUGCCGACAGGCUCUACGAAACGUAUGGGAGGGACCACUGGAAAGAGGCUCUGUUCUAUUCCCACACGCUAUCUUUGCCGCUUUUCUUGCCCGCUUAUACGCAGCUCGUGAGCCAAUGGCAACUGCUAUUCCCUGCGCAUCCCCUCACUGCCAGGCUCCAAGCUCUGAAUUCGAGUGAAAUUGGUCUUUUGGGCCACGCAUCUCCCGGCGUUGCAAGUAACAGUGCCUCGGAAGAGUCCUGCGAGGCAUGGUCGUUGGCGUCAAUCAUUAGCGGUUCAUCUGGGCUGUUGCCGAUCCUGAAGGAUAUUCUCCCUUUAGGGUCAAUUUUCACAAUCAUCCCGAUACGUGUGACUUACCUUUUGGUCAAUGCUUUGACACAGUAUUUGUGCAUUAGGGGUGUUCAUCUCCUCUCUGCGAAGUCAUCCUCACUAACUGUUACUGUCAUUCUAAAUAUUCGGAAGCUCGUUUCCCUUCUUCUUUCCAUUUACCUGUUUGGAAACGAUCUCUCUCCGGGCGUCCUUAUCGGCGCAGUGUUCGUUUUCAUAGGCGGUGCUAUGUAUGGUUUUGGGGCACGGUCUAGGGUCAAGUCUGCCAAAAGCGCAUAAGCUAUAAUAAUCCAUACAUCUCACAAAUUUGUCAUCCAUUCUCAAAAAAAUCAUACAGCAGAAGUGUUGGAGCUGGAGACAGGCAUACAUGUGAGGUAGCUUUUGAAAUUUCACCAAUUUUGCUCUUGCACAAUCUAUCACUGGUGUUACCUUCGCUCCUAGAACCUGAGGCCAA
This is a messenger RNA of Aspergillus sclerotioniger CBS 115572, 1802 nucleotides long. RefSeq names its product putative UPD-GlcNAc transporter (Mnn2-2). Gene Ontology annotation, biological process: transmembrane transport. The transcript is spliced from 4 exons. NCBI's taxonomy places the organism in Eukaryota, Fungi, Ascomycota, Eurotiomycetes, Eurotiales, Aspergillaceae. Gene Ontology annotation, cellular component: endoplasmic reticulum membrane; Golgi membrane. The record is from RefSeq and is a predicted model, not a curated record. Gene Ontology annotation, molecular function: UDP-N-acetylglucosamine transmembrane transporter activity. Bases 233 to 1627 code for a protein of 464 amino acids.